Piliocolobus tephrosceles (Ugandan red Colobus) is the source of this 2900-nucleotide messenger RNA. RefSeq names its product transmembrane protein 117 (gene TMEM117). NCBI's taxonomy places the organism in Eukaryota, Metazoa, Chordata, Mammalia, Primates, Cercopithecidae. Gene Ontology annotation, biological process: intrinsic apoptotic signaling pathway in response to endoplasmic reticulum stress. The coding region runs from base 577 to 1809 and encodes 410 amino acids. The record is from RefSeq and is a predicted model, not a curated record. The transcript has 7 exons.
GAAAGGCCAUGCCUCCAGCUUCAGAGGUUGCACACAGCUGGCAUGAUCGCGGUCACCCGCGCGGCGCCUGUGCCCUUGCGCUCGCGUGGCCCGACCCGCGGCCGCGGACUUUGCGGCUGGAGCGCGGCGCGGUGAAGCACCGGCGCGGAGGGCGCCCGGCGUAGGCGGCGGCGGGUGUGGGCCGAGCCGGUAUUUAUAGCUUCGUGACAGCAGCAGCGGCAGCUACGCCGCGGGCCCGUCUCGCCGCGCUUCCCAGCGAGGCCGCCGGCGCGCUGAGGGCUGUGCUUGACCGCGACUCCCGUGUGUAGUCGCCCCGCGCUCCGCGCGACCCUUCGGGUAAAGUACGAACUGGGAGUUUUGAAGAAUGGGUAAAGACUUUCGUUAUUAUUUCCAGCAUCCCUGGUCUCGCAUGAUUGUGGCUUACUUGGUGAUCUUCUUUAACUUCUUAAUAUUUGCGGAGGACCCAGUUUCUCAUAGCCAAACAGAAGCCAAUGUUAUUGUUGUUGGAAACUGUUUUUCAUUUGUUACAAAUAAAUACCCUAGAGGAGUUGGCUGGAGGAUUUUGAAGGUGCUUCUAUGGCUACUUGCCAUUCUCACAGGACUAAUAGCUGGCAAAUUUCUGUUCCAUCAGCGUUUGUUUGGUCAGUUGCUGCGAUUAAAAAUGUUUCGAGAGGAUCAUGGGUCGUGGAUGACAAUGUUCUUCAGCACAAUUCUCUUUCUCUUCAUAUUUUCUCACAUAUACAACACGAUUCUUCUGAUGGAUGGAAACAUGGGGUCACUGAUAUGAUGCUUCAGGACAAACCCUAUCCUGACUGGGGAAAAUCUGCAAGAGCUUUCUGGAAGAAAGGAAAUGUUAGGAUCACUUUGUUCUGGACAGUUCUUUUUACUCUGACGUCUGUGGUUGUACUUGUGAUUACAACGGACUGGAUCAGCUGGGACAAGCUGAAUCGGGGAUUUUUGCCCAGUGAUGAAGUUUCCAGAGCAUUCCUUGCUUCUUUUAUCUUGGUCUUUGACCUCCUUAUUGUGAUGCAGGACUGGGAAUUCCCCCAUUUCAUGGGAAACGUUGAUGUAAAUCUCCCUGGUUUGCACACCCCUCACAUGCAGUUCAAGAUUCCUUUCUUCCAGAAGAUCUUCAAGGAGGAAUAUCGUAUUCACAUAACAGGCAAAUGGUUUAACUAUGGAAUUAUCUUCCUCGUCUUGAUUUUGGAUCUUAAUAUGUGGAAGAACCAAAUAUUUUAUAAACCUCAUGAAUAUGGGCAAUAUAUCGGCCCAGGGCAGAAGAUAUAUACAGUGAAAGACUCAGAAAGUUUAAAAGAUUUGAACAGAACCAAGCUAUCCUGGGAAUGGAGGUCCAAUCACACUAACCCUCAGACUAAUAAAACAUAUGUUGAGGGAGACAUGUUCUUACACAGCAGGUUCAUAGGAGCCAGUCUUGAUGUCAAGUGUCUGGCCUUUGUUCCAAGCCUGAUAGCCUUUGUGUGGUUUGGAUUCUUUAUUUGGUUCUUCGGACGAUUUUUGAAAAAUGAGCCACGCAUGGAGAAUCAAGACAAAACUUACACUCGCAUGAAAAGAAAAUCUCCAUCAGAACAUAGCAAAGACAUGGGAAUCACUCGAGAAAACACCCAGGCUUCAGUAGAAGACCCCUUGAAUGACCCUUCUUUGGUUUGCAUCAGGUCUGACUUCAAUGAGAUCGUCUACAAGUCUUCCCACCUAACCUCGGAAAACUUGAGCUCACAGUUGAACGAAUCUACUAGUGCAACAGAAGCUGAUCAAGACCCAACGACUUCUAAAAGUACACCUACGAACUAGACUCGGAGAUAGACUUGGAGAUAGCACAAAAAGCAACCUUGAGUGUAACUUUAAAAAUUUAGUCUUUCAUUUUGUAUAUGUAAGGUUUACGUAGUGUUAGGUAAAAAUAUGAACAAUGCCACAACGGUGCUCAACAUGCUUUUUCUAGGAUUCAUUGUUUUCUAUUUGUAUUAUAAUACACGUGCCUACUGUGUACUUAACAGUCCUCUAGAGAUUGCUUUUCACAAUUGCACAAGCUAUUACUGACUUUACAGCAUAGUAGAAGAUUAGCUGAUGACCCGUGUAUCUGGUGUUCAACCAUAGUGGUGCCUUGAGACAUUAAACUGUUUUUAACUGUACCAGAAAUGAAGUGUGGAACAGUUACCUAACCUAUUUCACAUGGGCGUUUUGUAUACAACUAUUUUGAUCUACACUUGAUGUCUGAGCAGUAAACAGAAAUAGCUAAAUGUGACUCAGGAAGUAUCUCUUGGUUUCUUGUUCAGCAGCAGAGUUGGUGACUUUGACAACUGGACUGCAGAGAAACAUGGUGAUCACCUUUUAAUUUUUAUUGGCUGUCUGCCAAAUAUAAAUACCAAUGCAACAUUCAGUAAUAGGAGAUCUGUAACCCAACAUGGGUCACUACUCAUGAAAUGUGACUUUCUCCCACCAGUAAUUGCAAUUAGGUGAUAAUACCUAAUUAUGUUUUCCUAAUUAAAGAUAAAUUGCUACUUGAUAAAAAAUCCUGUCCUUCACCUUUGGGAACAAAGGUUAAGAGACACAGUUGGGUGAACUCUCAAAUUUAUUGGCAUUUACACAAAGCCCCAGACAACCAAGGAACUGAGGUUUUCAUCAUGUGAGAGCAGCACAGCCCACCAUUUAUAAUAUUCAUAUAUGUUUCUGCAAAUAUGACUCUGGAUAGUGAACAUUGAAAAACAUAUGCCAACCCCAAGCAAGGGAACUCCUCAAAAAAUUCAUGCAGCGGAACCUUGUCAGGUAGAGAAGCCGUGCAUGAAAGAAUUUGUUUAAUGUCUUGUUUUGCGUGUGUGUUUUUUGUUUUUGUUUUUUAAGAACUAAAUAUUGCACAUUAAUAAAUAAGAAUUAUACAGCAGUAA